AACAACUGUACCCGAACAUGGAAGAGGCUUCCCUUUACUGGCCACGUGCCUGCCUUGGCAGGAGAAUAUCAAUCUGACAGUACAUUCUCAAAAAAUAGGGAGGGUGAGGAGGAUCAUCGGGAGGGUGAGAAAAAUCAUCAGGAGGGUGAGGAGGAUCAUUGGAAGGGUGAGGAAAAUCACUGGAAGGGUGAGGAGGAUCAGUCGAAGGCUGAGGAGGAUCACUGGAAGGGUGAGGAGGAUCAUCAAGAGGGCCAGGGGGAUCAUUGGGAGGGUGAGGAAAAUCACUGGAAGGGUGAGGAGGAUCAGUCGAAGGGUGAGGAGGAUCAUUGGAAGGGUGAGGAGGAUCACUGGAAGGGUGAGGAGGAUCAGUGGAAGGGUGAGGAGGAUCAUCAAGAGGGCCAGGGGGAUCAUUGGGAAGGUGAGGAGGAUCACUGGGAGGGCGAGGAAAAUCAUCGGGAGGGUGAGGAGGAUCAUCGGGAGGGUGAGGAGGAUCAUCGGGAGGGUGAGGAGGAUCAUCAAGAGGGCGAGGAGGAUCAUUUGGAGGGUGAGGAGGAUCAUUUGGAGGGUGAGGAGGAUCAUCAAGAGGGCGAGGAGGAUCAUCAAGAGGGCGAGGAGGUUCAUCGGGAAAGUGAGGAGGAUCAUCAAGAGGGUGAGGAGGAUCAUCAAGAGGGCGAGGAGGAUCAUCGGAGGGCGAGGAGGAUCAUCGGGAGGGCGAGCUGGACGGCAAGAAGGCUUAUUGGGAGAGCAAGGAGGAUCAUCGGGACGGCAAGAGGAUCAUUCGGGAAGGUAUCAAUUCACCAAAUAUUAUUCAACUAUACAAACUACUUUACAAAACAUAUGGACUAAGUCAAGAAGAUAGUUCCUAAACUAUUUACAGGAGUAUCUGCAUUUUUGUAUUGUGUACACUUCUGUCAUAAUGACUUCAAAGCCCACUGUUAUUAAACUAUGCUGGUAGAAUUUAUCGGUCACUGGGUAGAGUGGCGUGUAUUUCAUGCCAAAAAAGGGUAUAAGCAGUGUGAUAGAAAGUAUAAACAAUAUUCGCUCAGUUGACAACAAAGUCUGAGCGGUUCGACCUAACACAAAAUAUUAAAGCCCCUUUUCUUAAUUCCCAGAUUCUCCACCAGACCUCGCCUGAACUAUGUAUAGGGAAAAUGUGAGCAUACCUGUCAUUCAUCACACACAAACCACGUACAUUUCAUGUGGCACCUGCAUCCAUGUUAGAUGUGAGGUUCUGGAUGGAAUCCCUCAAUUUCUGACACAACAUGAAUGCCUGUCCUAAAAAUGUCUGUAGUAAAGUUAGAAUUGCAUUACCUCUUCUCCCAUCCCUUGGAAGCCUCAACUCAGACAUAGAUUGAACUGAAAUAUCUUCCUGAUAAACUUUUCAGUUGAACAAUAACGACACAAACUAUACAAUGUGUAUGGAUUACAUCAGACUGAAUGACAACCGGUACAGAUAAUUACUUUAGAAAUUAUUAUUAGACAACAAACACAUAACAAAAGGCAUGGUUAAAGUAUUAUAUGAGAAUUCACACAAAACCUGAAGCUGACAGCUUCAAAUAUGAAACUUUCAUGCAGCUUUCCCUAAUCACCUGUAUGCCUGCUGGUAGGCCUACUUACAUGUAUGUUUGUGAAUGAAGGAUUGCCUACUGUGACAUAAAGACAUAGGCACAUUUUGUUUCACCAAGACUGGUGAGAGUAGAUGCUGGUUAUAUAUGACAAUUAAAACUUUUUAUCAAGGGGAAGCAGGCCCUGAUCACUUGGAAUCCUCAACACCUGCAUGACAGUCUCGGUCACACCCCAAAUGCGAAGGCUGGAUAUAUGGUACAGUUCACAUUAAAUGAUUUAAAUAUGCCUUAUUAGAUCUCAAGCACAGAUUUGGAUAAACACUCAUCACACAGUAUAGUUGUCAGCAACUGAGUUUUUGUCUGGCACGAAACCUGCAGGACCUGAUAUGACUCGGCAAACAAGUACUUGUACGCUGUAUGAGUUUCUGGCAUAUCUUUGACCACAUAUUUUGGAAUAUCAUGAAAAUAUGUAAGUGUGAAACUUGAGAUUUCUUUUGGAAUGGUUUCACGAGUGGAACCACUGUUGUUGUUGUUGUUUCUUUGGGUUUGUUUCUUGUGUACAUUCGUACUAAUGAUCGUUUUACCAAUCCCAGUUUACACAAUGAUGUUUAAACUUAUGACUACACAGUGGCUGACCGAUACACGCAUUUGUUUGAUUCCCUUAAAUUGCUUAAACCGAAGGGGCAAACGACAGGUGUAAAUCGAGCGUAAUAAAAUAAACGCAUCCGAACGAUUUAUGGGAACUGUCCCCUUACCGUGAGCAGUCAGAGUGAAGCCCUGCUUACCUUGUGCAGUCAGAAUGAGGCCCUACUUACCUUCUGCAGUCAGUCUGAAGCAGGGGUUUAGCCACGGCGUUAGGUGAGGGUGUCUCACUUGAGUGACCCAGGACCAAUAGGCCGGGGUCGAGGGGCCGGAGAUUUAGUCAAACCACUGUUUUUCAUGUUGUCAUCAUUUUUGUUAUGUCCUCUGAAAAUUUUAUAUGUUCAUGUGACUAGGGUUCUUUUAUUACAGAUAUAAGUAGUAUGAAAGUUGUCUUUGCACAGUAGGCGAAUGUCAUUAAAGCCUUCUUGGCCUCUGCAUCAGUGGCUUAGUACUUGUGUUUUUUAGCAUGAUCACGGAGCCUGAUAGAUUGAUAGUUCAAAUAAAAAGGAAUUACACUAAACAAAUACGGUGACUCUAAGUUAGAUGUGAUUUUUGGUCGCACUGGCCACUGCCAUUGAUAUUGCCAAUUGCCAUUGGGCCGACAUCAACAAAACUGAAAGUAAACCAGGCCUGAAAUUGCUCGUGCCCUCAGUCCACUCGCCCGCUCCGACUGCAGACUUUCAAUUUCAGUGUGUUGUAAGCCUGACAGUAACUUAGCCACGUGAACGUUUUCGUUCAGUCUGCAGAAAACGUUUUUGAUUCAGUACAGCGACAUCAACAAAACUGAAAGUAAACCAGGCCUGAAAUUUCUCGUGCCCUCAGUCCACUCGCCCACUCUGACUGCAUACUUCAAUUUCAGUGUGUUGUAAGCCUGACAGUAACUUAGCCACACGAACGUUUUCGUUCAGCCUGCAGAAAACGUUGUUGUUUCGGUACACCUUUUUUUUCGUCACUUUGGGCCGUUACCUACAUUGACUCGGCAGUCCACUUCCAAAAUGUCCGAUGAAGUCAUCGCUGUCAAUGUCAGCACCAGCGUGUGCCUGGAGUUCAACAUCAAGCUCCAAAUCAGAAUCCUCUUCGGUGUCUGAGUGUACACUAGCACGAGUUGAAGCUUUGCUGAAGAAAGACAUUAUCUUGCUAGAUUUAUCAGAGCCAAGUUUUGACAUCUUGGCCGACUCCAAGUGGUUCGAUGCUUCCUAUACGUACCGCGUGCGUGGAUCGGGUCUUGAAUGUACUAAUGAUGGGAAAUUCCAAAAGUAUUAAACCUUUCGGUCCUGCUGGCUAUGUGCUAUCAAAAUGAAGCUCUGCUUACCUUAAGCAGUCAGAGUGAAGCCCUGCUUACUUUGUGCAGUCAGAGUGAAGCCCUGCUUACCUUGUGCAGUCAGAGUGAAGCCCUGCUUACCUUGUGCAGUCAGAGUGAAGCCCUGCUUACCUUGUGCAGUCAGAGUGAAGCCCUGCUUACCUUGUGCAGUCAGAGUGAAGCCCUGCUUACCUUGUGCAGUCAGAGUGAAGCCCUGCUUACCUUCUACAGUCGGUGUAAAGCCCAGCUAACCUUCAUCAGUCAGUGAAGUCCUGCUUACCUUCUACAGUAAGUGUGAAGCCCUACUCACCUUCUGCAGUCAGUGUGAAGCCCUGCUUACCUUCUGCAGUCAAUGAAACCCUGCUUACCUUCUGCAGUCAGUGAAGCCGUGCUUACCUUCUGCAGUCAGUGAAGCCAUGCUUACCUUCUGCAGUCAGUGAAGCCGUGCUUACCUUCUGCAGUCAGUGAAGUCCUGCCUACCUUCCGCAGACAGUGUGAAGUUCU
Molecule: messenger RNA, 4011 nt
Organism: Liolophura sinensis
Lineage: Eukaryota; Metazoa; Mollusca; Polyplacophora; Chitonida; Chitonidae
Exons: 1
Source: RefSeq, a predicted model, not a curated record